This is a messenger RNA of Benincasa hispida (wax gourd), 1745 nucleotides long. RefSeq names its product phosphopantothenate--cysteine ligase 2-like. NCBI's taxonomy places the organism in Eukaryota, Viridiplantae, Streptophyta, Magnoliopsida, Cucurbitales, Cucurbitaceae. The record is from RefSeq and is a predicted model, not a curated record.
UGGCAGAAAGAAAGAUAAAACACGAUAGAGAGAGUAGUGGGUACUGGGAAAGUCUAUAAAAUAGACAGACAAUUAAUGAAGGUGGGAGAAUGAAAAUACAGUAGGGCCAAGCACACCAUUAUCAUUUUGAAAAGGAUUACCUUCAAAUUCUAGCGUUCGACAGAGAGUACAAUCGGUAACUAGAAGAAGAAUCAGAACAUUCUGGUCAACAUCAAAUCGAGCGUUUCCUGACCAACAACAGUUAGCAAGAUGCAUUUCGAUUAUUGACGAAGAUUCGAAUAGAGGGGAAAAAAAACCCUAAGAUCUGAACUUCUGAAGCAAAUUUCUACCGGUAUGAGAUUGAUGAAAGCAUACUUCAUAGUGAGGUUUUCCGGUUGUGAUUUUCUUUGAAGACAUUUCCAAAUGGAUAUAAACGGACUGCAAAAAGCUCAACAGGCCCUAGAUGCUGAAAUCAAAUCAUUUUUUGAUUCAGCUCCCCCUUUGAGGAAUAUUGAGGAUAUCAGCAAAGAUUUGAGAGAAUUUGUUGAAAUGAAUUCACCACAAGCUGGAAAUCAAAGUCCCAGGAAAGUUGUUUGUGUGACAUCUGGGGGCACCACAGUUCCUUUAGAGCAAAGAUGUGUUCGUUAUAUAGACAACUUCAGCUCAGGUCACAGAGGUGCAGCAUCCACAGAGUACUUUCUGAAGGCUGGAUAUUCGGUUAUUUUCUUAUAUCGAAAGGGAACCCGUCAACCAUAUUGCAGUUUGCUUCCUGAUGAUCCAUUUCUGGAGUGUUUUGAGUUCACCCAGGAGUUGGGCAUACAAGUGCGCCAGCCUUAUUCGGAAGAAGUUAAGAAGGCAAUCAGUGAGCAUCAUGCUGCAAUAGCAGAUGGCACACUUCUGAAACUUCCUUUUACAACGAUUUUUGAGUAUCUUCAGAUGUUGCACAUGGUUGCAAUAUCACUGAGGAGUAUUGGACCCUAUGCACUCUUUUAUCUUGCUGCAGCUGUCUCUGACUUUUACGUUCCAUGGGAGAGCAUGGCAAAGCACAAGAUUCAGUCAGGAUCAGGGCCUUUAGACAUGCGACUUGUUCAGGUGCCAAAGAUGCUGUCAGGGCUGAGGAGUGAGUGGGCUCCAACGGCGUACUGUAUAUCAUUCAAGCUAGAGACUGAUGUAAAAAUCCUCUUGGAGAAGGCAAAGGCGGCUCUAAGGAAGUACAAGAUGCAUAUGGUCAUUGCAAAUGAACUUUUGACCCGGAAAGAGGAGGUGACUCUUGUUACUGAAAAUGAGAAGAUUCGUGUUCAGCGUGACCCGGAACUGGUUGGUGACGAAGUGGAGAAGCAUAUCGUCAAACAUAUCGUCGAGAAGCAUUCUGCUUACGUGGACAAUUUCAACCACGGAGUCUCAAGGGCCAGUGGCUCAUAGGAGUCAUCGGGUACAAAAUUGAAAAUCCGUUAUCUUCUGGUUAUACUUUCCUUGCCUGGUUUACAUGGUUCUGCUCUUCUUCCCGUGGAAGAGCAAAUCUUCCUCCUUAGUCCUUUUAAGUUUAUUGAACGUAAAUUAUAGCGUGAAGCUUUACAUCGAUGCAAAACGUUCUAAUUUUUGCAGAUAUUAUUUUGUCCUCAGUUUCUCAUGUAAAGCUUGUUAUUUUGACCGAUCUGUGAAAGUUAAAGCGACUUUAAGAGACAUGGAAUACAUGGUUGCGUUAAUUAAAUCAUGUGCCUUGUGUCCUGUUACUUUUUGUUUUAGUAAAAUUAGCUGGUUGGAUA